AUGGAAUCACUGAUCUGGGAUGACAGCUGGGUCCCCACUGAGCUUGCAGAGAUCAUAUCAUACUUCCAAGGGCAUUCCACCAUCCCCAUCCCCCCACUCUCAGGCCUGCCAUUGGAGGCCAUCCAAAGCUGUCGCUCCGGGAUUGAAAACUGGAUCGAGUACCGAAAAACCCUCACAAAAAAUGAGGAGAAAAAACAGGUGGGGAUCUCCCCAACAUCUACAUCCCUCUCGUCGUCACACAGGUUUUGCAUACUUCCUGCGAGGCGUAUGUUUCAAGGCGUUUUCUUUGGGCUCCUUCAGACAAGGCUAGCCCUAAUGUGGAUGCAGUACUUGUCUACCUUCCCAGCAUAUCCAAAUCCUGUGGAGAUCCCCAGUCGUCCACAGCGAUGCCGUCUCGCCCUCCUCGACUACACCCCUGCAGGUCAGGAAAGUGGAUUUAUUGCCAAAAUAACGCACCAGCCCCAUGAAGCGGAUGGAAGCGUUCUUCCCACUUCGCUCCUUGCUGGCAACGCAAAUCGGCUUUUAAAUAAAGCCAAAUCAUUCAAGACGCUUGCUGGCCAGUGCCGCUUAGGAGCGAAUAUCCUUUAUGCCACAUGGGGCCUCUGUCAGAUUCUCGAGUUAGGAUCUGAGUGCCUGCAUGAACACAUUCAAUGGAUGAAAGAUGAAAACUCUCCGUUCAUAACAUUGGCACUGGCUGUCUGCGUUUCUCCUCUUGUCCUUCUCAUGGACACCACCAUAAAUCGGGCUGGCACCGUUCCCACAUGGACGUCGCUGGCAUUGCAUGUCUGUCAGGGGGCCCCCUUCCCCUCUAUUUCUGGUGGGGAGGUUGUGAUGGAGAACGCGAUCCUCCAAGUGGUGGUGAGUGUAUGUGAGAGAGGGGGUCUAGCAGUACAGGACCUCUGCAUCCUCAACCAUGCAUGGACUUACCUUAACCACACCUCGAGCCCCCAAGCCCCCCCUCCGGAUGUUGACCCGAUGCAAGAAGAUGGUGUUGACCUCCAAAAACAAAAGUGCACAUGCUUGCAGCACUCUGUAGGCCACUCUGACAGGUACAAGGUCCAAGCCACUUGGGCAUCGAAGAGGAGAAAGGGAAAGAAGAAGGCCAUGGCUGAAGACGAGUCAAUGGAGGAUGACACAGCUGCUGCUGUCACGAAGGGGUCCACCUCCAGAGGGGGGGAUGAUGACUGGCAUAAGUUCAUCGCCGAGUUUGCUGUCCCCGACCUCGACAACAUCAACGAUUGGCCUGAGCUGGUCAUCCCUGACUCCACUUCGCGUGUUCCCAACUCUACCCCACAUCCUUCUUCUUCUCACCACUCGACCAAAAAGGAACCCAUCCUCAUGCUGAAUCGCUUGGUAUCAUCCAUCGCUUGGGACUCAACCUGGUCCCCACACACAAUGGUGGAAGCUGAAGCGCUCACCAUGUCUCCCGAGGAUUUCCAAUCUUUGGUAAACAACGUGGGCCUCCUUGUCUUGGUCGGGCCUCCCAACAAUACCAUGCUGGACCGUCCCCUUCUCCUCUCCCAGUUGAGCAAGACAGCUCACGUGCAAUGCUUCAAUUCUGACAGCUCCAGAUCAGGGGAAGAUGAUGAACAGUCAUGGGAGCCACUGCCACAAGUGAUCGACAAACUCACUGAUUGGCGAACUUCACAGCCAUUGGUCAUGCACCACCUCAAGGGGGUUGUCCGUCUUCCUGUGGAAAGCCUCCUCAACUCUCUCGAUGGUCUCCUGUUCGAGUACCUCGACAAAAAUGGAGGCGAUCUUCCAGAAGAUUGCAACUCUUGGAGGACACCAAUGCUGGCCACUGUGGGGUCGUUUACAGCUCCACACCUGGAUGAAGAUGGGGUCGGCACCGUCCUGCAUUGCAUUGCAGGUUACAAGCUGAUAUUCUUCCCCAUCGAAUUGGAGGUCCCCUUGAUCAUUAAGUACGACAACUUGGAUACCCAAGGUAGCAUCGGAUUCGAGUACCUGUUCCACUCCCCAAACCAGUUUGGGUGCUUCGUCCUCUGCCUGGGGCAAACACUGUAG
Cantharellus anzutake is the source of this 2025-nucleotide messenger RNA. RefSeq lists its product as uncharacterized. Lineage: Eukaryota; Fungi; Basidiomycota; Agaricomycetes; Cantharellales; Hydnaceae. The record is from RefSeq and is a predicted model, not a curated record. The coding region runs from base 1 to 2025 and encodes 674 amino acids. The transcript has 7 exons.